This is a messenger RNA of Schistosoma mattheei, 1950 nucleotides long. NCBI's taxonomy places the organism in Eukaryota, Metazoa, Platyhelminthes, Trematoda, Strigeidida, Schistosomatidae. The record is from the annotation of a GenBank genome assembly.
ACUUCAACCAUUUGAGUAACGCGCUACCUGAUCUACGAAAGCGUGACUACGGUUACAUAAGGCAAUUCGUUUAUGGACAAAUUAUUUAAUCCGAUUCAAACUUAUUUGACCUGUUGCUUCCUUUACUUACUUCUUCAAAAAGUGCUAUGAUUUCAAAUUUCUCAAUCAACCAAUGAUUAUUGGUUAAUUUAUUCUUCCUUUAAAGAGAAAACAAAGGGGAAAGUGCGUCAAAAAACAACAGAGAAUACAUAGGGAAACGCGCCAAAAUGUCUGCUCUUUCGCCCUUCCGGAAGGAAUAAUAUUGAUUCUCCCCUUUAUGUCGGUCUGUUUUAAACGUUGCUAAAUUGUUUACUUGUCGCAAAAGUGUACUCCGACUCGUCUGCUUGUAGCCAAAACGCACGCCGAAUUGUCUACUUGUCGCCUUAAUACUAGCCGGUUUAUCUGAUUUUGCUUCAAUUUUUGACACACCUUUGGCUUAACCCCAAACAUUUUCGGUAUUCGCUUUUGUCCCCAUAACACGCAACACCUCAACUGUUGACGUUAAAAAUAGUACAUGUUUAAAUAAAUUUUUUAAAAAGAGAACGUCAUAUUGUACAACGUUAUGGGUAGUUGAUAGAUGCUGGGGCAUCGAUUGUUAUGUAUUUUAAUUGUAAUUGCCAAGUCUUAUUGAAAUUUGAGAAAUCUACGGAAGAAAGAACAGCUGACGUUGAUUAGGCACGUGUACUUAAUUGCAAGUGCAUUCAAAAUCAAACAGAUUUUCUCAACACUUAGUCAGAACGUUUCCCAUGCAAGUAAGAAAGUACCGAUACUUGCAAAUAAAAUUUGAUUCAAUGAAUCCUUAUCCCCAAAACAUCUGGUGAAUUUUGAAUUUCUGGACAGCACCAUUCCUUUUAUCAAAAUGGAUCUUGUUUACAAGCUUUACAAAAAUCAGGAAUCCUCAUAUCUUCCACGUAAAAUUCUCCAAUCCCUAACAUACUCUUUCAUGGGAUUAGCUUCAAAGAUAGCCUUGUCACGUCAUCAGCUAAACGUUGUCGGUUCGGAACGCCUUUUAUUGGCCAUUGACAAAAGACCUAGUAAUCAGCCUUUGAUUACAGUCAGCAAUCACCAUUCGUGUCUUGACGAUUUUUUCUUGUGUGGUUCGUUGCUUAAACUUAGGCAUUUUGCUAAUGUAACCGUAUGUCGUUGGUGCUUGACAGCUGUAGAUAUAUGUUAUACAACUUCGCUUCAUACCAACUUCUUCUUCUGGUUCAGAGGAGUUCCUAUAUGGCGAAGGGUUCGUGAUCCGCUAUCUGGUAAAAUAACUCACUUUGGUGGGGGGGUUUAUCAACCUAGUAUGGAUUUUUGCAUCAAUUUACUAAAUUCUGGCCAAUGGGUACAUGUAUUUUCCCAGGGGAGAAUUAUUCAACCUCAUGAACGUGGUUCUGAAAAAAAUAUUCGCCUACGUUGGGGAAUCGGACGAUUGAUAGCCGAAUCAAAAGAAGUAAGCUUUCGAUCCACUUGUAAUUCCUGUUUGGCAUUGCGGUCUAGAUCAACUAAAUCCUUCUGAGGUUCCGAAUACGUCUACUACGCUGUCAUGUAUAUUUGGAAAACCGCGUCAGCUGACUGUUGUAGUAGGUAAACCAAUCGAUACCCAUGGUUUACGUCAAGAAUUAAAGAAUAAUUCAUCUGAAUAUUUGGCCUCAUCAGAAUUUCGUUCACAUAUUCACUCUAUGUAUACUCAGGUUGUCCAAGAACAGCUAUAUAAACUCAAAGAAGAAACCGAAUGUGAGCAUCAAAGACUAAAUCUGAUCUAAAAACUGUGAAUAGCUUUAUUAGACGUCUACUUUUUUACCUUAUAUUUUUAGAAUUGUCAUAAUGAAUAAAAAGUUCUUCCUACGUGUUUUCGCGUCCUGAUUGGCACAUGUUCACUGAAACUUACCGAUCUUUGCGGACUAGACAACUCGUUUUUCG